CAUAAAUUUGACGUAGCAUAAUUUUAUUUAGCUCUGCCCUUCCCGUGAGCCUCCCCGUGAUCGGUGGCGUGCGUGAUCACCUUCUGCAUAAGUUAGUAUGUAUUUCCGUAUCACAUGACUUAAUGACGAUGAAGUUAAACGUCAUGGUCUUCCGGUUAGCAGCCAUUAAUGUUGUUGAGUUAUGUUUAUGCACGGUGUCCUUACGUUGAUCGUAACAUCCUCAUUCUGAUUCCUGCUGACGAACCAUUUGUAUCUUCGAUCGGCCACUGAAAGCUGUAGUUGGUUGGCACUUAAUCCGUGUUAAACGUCCUAAGCCGGUAAGUACACCAUACUACCUUUGCUAAUGAUCAGUACCGAUAACUUAGCCGCCAAAUAUAUUUGAGUCACGGUGAGUCAACGGAAAUUUACAGAUUGGUUACCCUAUUUGAUCGCUGCAGACUGCUGUCAUGAGUUGUACUCUUGUUUAAGUCACAUGGAAUCCAAAUCAAACGAAUCGGCCUCUAAAAUACCUUAUUAUCUCGACGGAGGCAGCUUUUGCAAUCUCAGCACUCAAAAAUAUCCCGUAAUAAUUUUGUGGUCAUGUUAGUGUGUAUUUUUAUGCAUUUUUGUUACAACUAAUUUUUUAAAGAUACACAAUGAUAAACGUCAUUUCUUGGUGAAUGUAUUUGUAUCUAGUAGUAAUUCUCGCUAUACUUGCCUCCGCUUUCUGGUGAUAUGAAGUUUUCAUUAUAGAAAUGAUUUAUCAAGGUUGAGGGAGAUUAAUUUCUCAAUUUGCAUGUAGUUUACGAUAACAUGUUGUUUAAAAAAAAAUAAGGCGCUCAGCUUUAGAAGAGUUAUGGAGAUGGAUUUGGGUAAUUUUGGCGGCCAUGAGGUUUUUAAUAGCUUUGGAGGUCGAACAAACCAUCAAACGUCCAAAGCUACAUGUAGAUCACUUGUCUUAAGAACAUUUGUAUUACUCACACUGUUGAUUAGUCAGUAAUUACAUAGGUACCCAGUCACCUUGCCAUCAGGAAGACUGGCCACCAGUGAGCUUGGCACCAAAGUGUAAAACUUGUGCUUUUAAGUGGCCAGAUCCAAUUGUCUCACUGAGUUUAAAAUAACUACAAAAACCAGUAAGUCAGGGUAUUUUAAAACAUACCAGUUUUUUGAUAAAGCUCAAAUCAAAGCAGUCAAUCAACAGAAUAUCUAUAAUUGAUCAACUUUGUGUUAAAUUGUUGAUCUUGCCACCAAAGUGUGUUACCUCACCACCAGACACUCAUCCAGUGGUGAUUGUUGUAAUUGUAUUAAGGCAGCUCCACAGGGUUUUUGUUCAACGUUAGUGUGUGUGCCAGUGCAUUGUUUUUCUAAGAAAUUUUUUUAUGUUUUCACUUUUUUAUGUCAUUAAAAGCCAUCUAAAGGCAGUGGGCAAGGAUUGGACUAUUGUUUGCUGCAGUAUAUAUUAAGAAAAUUAUUUUCAUUAUUAAGCUCAGGUUCCACAAAGGGAGGCAGUUGCCUUUGAUUUUCUUCAAUUUUCUUCGGUGAAAUCUCUCAAAAUUUUCACAAGUUGUGAAAAUUGUCCUGACAAUCAUUUAAAAGCUGAAAAAAAAUAGGGUUAGAAAAGCAAUUUUCUUGCUAUUUGCAGUUUUGUGUUUUCUUUCUCUAUCUCAAAUUUGGUGGUAUGAAUUUUUUUUACUGACAGGCACUAGGAAAGACACAAAUAUGCUUAAUGGUCCAGCAAAUCUUAGGAAAUUUCACUGAAGGAAAUGUGACAAAUUUUACUUGAAAGAUUCCUAUUUUCUUUGUCGCAAAACAUUGUGUAAUAGAAUGGAAAUUUGCCAAGAUUGGUAUCUUAGCAUGCGUAGACUUUUGAAUCAUGGAUCAUGCAUAUUCAUUUGGUAUGUUUAUUUUGGACUUGCAAAAUUCUUGGACACAGGCAGUACUGGAUAUUGGUGGCCCUAUAUUCUUUAGUUUUUCCAUGAAAGAUAAUAAGGUACAUACCUUUAAGCGAUUCAUUGCGAGGAAUCCUUGCAAGCCUCAUUGAAACGCUGCAGUAUGGCAAAUAUAAUUCUCAUAGUGCAUGUCACUCAGGUUAUUAUUGUUGUAAAAAUAAAAACUAUUCAUAUUUGCCACGCUUACAAAAUAAACAUUCCUUGAGGCCUUGUGCAAAUGUUUAUAUGUCAACGACGCGAGUUCCUUGUAGAUCCUUAGCUGCCGUCUUUUGGUGGAAAUCAGAGCCACUUUUGAGACCUAAACUUUGUGAUUGAUCAAAACAAUAAUUUUUAUCUUCCUAAGAUGGAAAAAAACCAAACAUCCUGAACAUUGUAGGUUACUUACCCAAAAUAACCUUAGAGCCUGUUUUGUAGGUGGUUCCUUUUCCUCGCAGCCAUCUUUGUAAUUCAAGUUUCAAUGACCAAAUUUUGUAGCAUUUACUUGAUGAUUUGCUCGUUGUUUUCUUAAUUUUUGAGAUCUUCUUGAAGCAACUGAAUGUGCAGCGAGUGUUGUAUUGGCCUUUUUCAGGUUUAAAAGGCCUAGAAAUAUGUUGGGUGUUGUUGCUGGAAUUCCCAGAGUCCAUAAUGUGGAUAUAUGUCUUUUACACACCUCUUUUGAUAGAUAUUGUGUGAUCGUAUUGAGCUGCCAUAUUUGUUUUGCUUGGUGAUAUUUAUAUUGCUGGCGCCAUGUCUGGGUCCAGAUCUCGCAUGGUCAAAAAACUCUAUGGAGCCACCUUAAGUAUAGCCAUUAAAUGUAUGAUUAAAUAACUAUAUGUUUGCUUAAGCUCUAGCUUAUUGCUUGUGGUUGUUAUGGGUAAAAAACUUAACAAGAUUUCCUUGAGAGCUUUUAAAGCACUUGUUUUGUAGACAAAAAUAAAUGUGUGGGAUUGAAACCAUUUCUUGUCGAUCUUGCCAUUUGGUUUUUUUGAAUAAAAAGUUACAAUCAAUUUGGUUUACUUUUUCUUUGAUGAACAUUUUAAAUAUUUACAGGCUUGACUUUGUUGUUCAAUGAUCUGUUUGAUAUUUCUUUGAUUGGAUCAGAUUGGUAGCAUUUCAAUUGUUAUGUACAUUUAACUCAUUUUCUGCCAUCUUGAAAAACUAUCAAGCUUUCAGCUUGGCUCUGCGGUAUUGCUCAUGGCAUUCUUAUGGUGAUGCUCACAAGACUCAAGAUCAAACUUAAGAGUUGCUGAAAGCUUUUAAUUUUUUCCUAAUUAGCCAGUGAGCUUGGUGGCAAAUUUACUGGUGGUGAGACUUCCACUCAGUAAGAUAACUGGAAAGCAUGAAAUAAUAUUUAAUUUCCAUUCUCUUGUGAAAAGAUAUGAUAUAGAAACAGUUAGGGUUCGUUAUUGGAACAAAGUCUAAAUUGGGCAGCAGAUUUUUAUGAUCAAUGGAAUCUGAAAGUUUGUCAGGGAGGGGGGGUUUGAGGUAAUUAGAUCUUUAUUGCUAAAACAAGCCCUUUUGACAGUUUUGCAAAAACUUUGCUGCUUAGGUAAUAUUUUCUGUUUCACUCCCAUGAGUGACCAAGACAGAAUUUCUUCUUACAAUAUCAAUACAAUAUCAAGCAGGCAAGUAAUGAGAAUAAAGAAAAAUAUCAAUUAAGGGAUUAUAAGUUGAUCCAAAACCAAAUUCUCCAAACUAACAUUUUGAGAACUGUAUGGCAGACAGUAAGGAGAAUUGCUUCUGAGAUCAUGGGAGUGAAAGGGUUAAGAUUGUUGAGAGCGCAGUUUGGAUGAGCAGGGUUAAACUUUGUUUUUUAAAAUAACAGCCCCUAGUAUCCAAAUUUAUUUCUCUUUUCAUGCAUACCAUUUGUAACAGAUGGUAAUUUAUAACAAUUGCACUUUUGUCUAUCUUUUUGGAUUGGUUUGCUUGUUUUGCUUGGCUGGUUCAAAGGAAGCAUUGAAGGUGUGGAUUUUCAAUAGCAUUUUAUAGCUGGUGUCCUAGUGGUUACCUAAAGGAUGUGUGCCAAUGCAGAUGUCUAAAAUCUGGACAACAUCAAAUAUUUUUAGGGUUUUUUUUCUUAUUCACUCAACCAUUUUUUUCAGCUAAAGGAAGGACCUGGGUUUAUUAAAUACUACACUAUGAAGUUUCUUAAAGAGAUGCUCAUCCAUAUGACUGGUUGAUAUUUUAUAUUUUUUUAAUUUACUUCUGAUUUCACUGAGCACACUAUCAUGAAAUUGGAUAGUGUGUGUUGAUUUUGUUCCUUAUUUUUGUCUGAAAUAUCGAGUAAUUCCAUAUCAAACAAUUCUACCUGGCACUGAGGAAUGACUUCUGCAUCUAAAGAGAUAAAUACAAUGAAAUAUACUCACCUCUGUUAAAUCUCUGAGAGUGACAUGUAAUGAAAGGAAGAGACAUUGUAGUUACCCAUAAGAAACUGCUCAAUAUGACCAAGCUUACCUAGUUUUUUUUCAAAUCAGGAUAAUUUAGCCCACUAUACACAGAUAUUUUCCUUUCUUAAAAUUUUUUCAUCAAUUCCACAUAUAUAUAUAUAUGCUUAUAUGCAGGGACUACUGUUAUUUCUCCUUGGGAUUCUGGCAUCUGGGUCAGAAACCUUUCAGGGGCAUUAAGGAAUGAUUUUCCAACUAUGGUAGCCUACCACUGCCUUCUAGGAAUGCAAUCUAAUGCCCCUAGGCAUUAGGGGUUGGGUUGAAAGUUAUCUAUGUGGGUGAUAAAUUUACCCCCAUCUUUUGGGGAUAUUUAAGAUGAAGACCACCACGCAUUCUGUGAAAUUGUUUAAAUUCCUGGAAUCUGUUUUUGAUCUUCAUAGUCCCCCUCCCUUACUUACUUGGAAGUAAUUUUUGUCUCUCCUGUUCUGGAAGCAUGCUGUUAUGGGGCUUGCUUGCAGCCCGCUCCUCGGUAUUGCUGUGAGAGUGGGGAAGCUUGUAGGUUUCCAUGUUACGGCAAUGCAAGAGCGUGCAAGGUCCUUAAGGGUUCUGGCUGGGAAAUGAACCCCCCCCCAAAGACCUAUGCCACACUGGCUUUGCUUGCUCAAAGACUUCAUGUCACUUGUGCAGAUGUCACUCUUUACGGUGGCCAAUUUACGUUAUCAACUCAGUUGAUAAUACUAAAAUACCCUGUUAUACUCUCCCACUGACACGGUACUAAAGUUUUUGUAGAACAUUACCCCCUUUAUUCAUCAGCACCAUUAAGAGGUUGCAGGCAGGCUCACAGGUAUUAGCCCAAAACUUAAACAAAAGACAAACUCAAGGUUAGGAUCUUUGAGUCUGGCCAUUUUAUUGCUCUGCUUUCAGUCAGUAUUUUUGCUCUGUUGCGCAGUGGAACAUGGCAUGUUUUGCCCAUUCCAUUUCCUUAUUACGGUAAAAUUGCAUAAUUUUGAACAAAUUGUGGUAAUACUUACAUUACAUUUUGUCCAGUUUGUUGCGUAUAGUUUACUUCAGUCAUUUGUCUUCAUUUAUGAAGCCGUGAUUAUUGUAAUCAUCUCUACAAUUGACAAACAAUACUAAUCAAAGAAGAUGUUAUGUGGUGAAUGACACAAGCGUACUCGGAGUAAAAGAACUACAAGUGCUUCCAAUAGGAGUGAAACAUACGACCUUCCGAUGAGUACUUUGAAUGCUCUACCACUGAGCUAUAGGAGACUCGUGACAGGCUUGGCCAUUAAGCUAGGCCCAUGGUGACAAACUUCCGAACUACUAAUCGAAAGGUUGUCGGGUCGACCCCUAUUGACAUCUCUCGGAGUUAUUAUUUUUUCCGAGUAUGCUUGUGCCAUUCACUAAAUAACAUCAUCUUUCAUUUAAACAGUAGGCUUAAAUAGUAAAACUCACCAUCUUAAUAAAAAUCAAUUUUUUUUUUGGAAAUGGGAAAGUUCUUCUGUCAGUACGAUAAUUUUGUGAAACAAUUUGAAAAGAAAUUCUCGUUGUUUAAUCUCUUCACAAUAAUUUAGUUUAGCAUGUUUGAGAGAUCUCUAUAUAGCAGAUUUAUAGAAUCUACAGAGAAAGUGUUUAUGUAAGAUCUGACUAUGAAUUGGACUGCAUUGUGUUACUGUGGAAUACAAGAAAUUGUGAACACCGGAAACAUUUCUCUAAUAUUUUUGUGUCAAGGAAAAUAAGCCAAUCGCGUGAAAAAUCGUGACUGUCCGGUGUGUAAAUGCUAAUAAAGUUGUUCUUUUGCAGUUUUCAGAGGUGUCUGUUGGUAUAACCGAGACUUAUUGCCACCCUUCGUUGCGAGAUUGAUGGUUAACUAUCUUCACGGCCAGCAUUGAGAGAAUUUACGAGUUCAUUGCUAGUAAACUUAGAAAAAGACAAGCAGAAUUCGAAUGUAAACCCAUCUCCAUCAGGUAAUCUUUUGCAUCUAAAACUUCCGUGAACUGUUUUGCAUUUCUUAAAUGACACGAAACCUUCGUUCUCUCCUCUUGAAGGAGAAAGUAGUGGAAUUUUUAACCCCUUAGGUAACUGGCCUAGGAGGUCGUUCCUACCAAUUGUCUCAGGUUAGAAUUUGUUUAGUAAUAUUGUUUCUUUUUCAGUCAAAACCAUUCACUAUAUGUGUUCUAUUCUCAUCUUUUGACUCUUGUAAUUUCGUCUUUCUAUAUAAAGAAAGUGAACUUGUAAGGCCGUUUGUCGCGGAGACUCUACGACUCUGAGUCAGAGACUGGGAUUAGUCGUGGAGACUGGGGCAGUUUAAGGCUUAGCAUCUCAGAGACGAAUUUGGAACUUGAAGGAACGACAAAAAGUCUUUUUUAGAGACUUGAACGAACCUUUUGCCUAGUGAUUAAUUCACAACACGGUUUUCUCAUCCUGGGCACCAACGUUUUCUAUUUUCAACCUAACAUUUAAAUCUAAAUUCAACUUCCUCACUUGUGAUAUCUUCAAGCCUCUAUAACUCUUUUUUUCAGAUUAUCAUGUCGUUGUAAUGAAAAACGUUUGUUGUCAGUUACAUAGAUAACUACCAUUUAUGGAACCAUUGAUAACCUCAAGCUGGCGAAGAACCAACAUGGAAACCAUAUUAAGUUAACCACAGCAAGGAAACGUCUUUCAGGAUUGUGCGCUGGAGAUUCCUUUGAAGAAGGGUGGCCCUAAGCAUGACUGACCUAGCAACCUCUUACAGUAUCAUGGGAACCGUAUCUGGGUUCCUUGGUGAUGUUCAGCAAGCGAAGGACAAUCGUGUUCGUGAGCUGGAUUUCCGUUUGAAGAAUUUAGGACCUGAGCAUGUUGACGUGGCAGGUUCUUACCGUGGCUUGGGGAACGCAUUUUAUGACUGUGGUGAAUUUCAACAAGCAAAGAAAUGUUAUAGUCGUGCGCUUGAUAUUCUUUUGAAGAAUUUAGGACCUGAGCAUGUUGGCAUGACAGGUUCUUACAAUGACUUGGGGACCGCAUGUGGUGCCCUUGGUGAAUUGCAGCAAGCAAAGGAGUAUCAUGGUCGUGCGCUGAAUAUUCUUUUGAAGAAUUUAGGACCUGAGAAUGUUGGCGUGGUAGGUUCUUACAAUGGCUUGGGGACCGCAUGUGGUGCCCUUGGUGAAUUUCAGGAAGCAAAGGACUAUCAUGGUCGUGCGCUGAAUAUUCUUUUGAAAAAUUUAGGACCUGAGAAUGUUGGCGUGGCAUGUUCUUACCAUGGCUUGGGGACCGCAUGUGGUGCUCUUGGUGAAUUGCAGCAAGCAAAGGACUAUUUUGGUCGUGCGCUGAAUAUUCUUUUGAAGAAUUUAGGACCUGAGAAUGUUGGCGUGGCAUGUUCUUACAAUUGCUUGGGGACCGCAUGUGGUGCCCUUGGUGAAUUGCAGCAAGCAAAGGACUAUCAUGGUCGUGCGCUGAAUAUUCUUUUAAAGAAUUUAGGAACUGAGCAUGUUGGCGUGGCAUGUUCUUACUCUGGCUUGGGGAACGUAUUUCUUGCCUGCGGUGAAUUUCAGGAAGCAAAGGACUAUCAUGGUCGUGCUCUAAAUAUUCAUUUGAAGAAUUUUGGACCUGAGCACGAUCUCGUGGCUUUUUCUUACAGUAACUUGGGGACCGUAUGUGGUUCCCUUGGUGAUCUUGCGCGAGCAAAGGAUAACUUUGAGCGUGCGCGUAACAUUCUUGCGAAGAGGUGGGGGCCUGAAAAUAUGAUUGUGGCAGAGUUGCACAGAAACCUGGCCUACAUCUAUGAUGUCAUUGGUAUCCCUAAGCAGGCAAAGGAUUGGAAUGAGCGAGUGCAAACCGUUCUUCGCCAAAAUGAUUGGGCUGAGAGAGCUGAUGUCCCUUCUUUGAGCAAGUUUCAGGCUGUGCACUCAGUCCCGCCUUUUAUUUUGGCCAGAGGAUCCAUCGCGAAGGCUGCUUAUCAGAGAGCUCUUGAAACGGGAAAAACAUUCGAUAAGCGGGCUAAAAUCUUGUUGAUUGGCCAAGACCGGGUUGGCAAAACUAGUGUGUUACGUUCUCUGAAAGGUGAACUAUUCCGACAAGAUGAAUCGAGCACAAUGGGAGUGCAAAUAGACAUGCCUCUGAAACAUGUUGGUGAAAAACCAUGGAAGAAUUCCAAAGAGGAACAAGAAAAAAGUACCUUCCAUUACAAAUGUGCUCUAAAUAUUAGUAACCAGUUAUUAACUGAACCACCAAACAAAAUUUACGUGGACUGCGAAGUUACGAAGCAAACAGAGACUGAUGAGACCCAGAGAACAGAGAGGAUGAUCGGUGAAAUAGGAUCAAACGUGGGUAUGUACCUCAUUACAAAAUGUUUAUUUGGUUUCUGUGUUGUUGAAAAACUUUACGCUAGUAAAUCACAGAGGUUGCACGUAACAUUACCUUUUACAAGGUGCUACUAAGACCGGAAGGGGACGUGAUAGGAGACAGGUUGUUGUUGGAGUUUUAAAAUUCAACACUUCGCACACAAGUAACGGCGAUUUUUUAAAAUGGGUUUUUACGUCGUUAUUUAACCCGUUUUCUCGGCUGGUCUGCAACGCAUCUUUGUUGACGGUUUAUCGAGUGAUACCAACAACAGCUUGGCAUGAGUUUCACUCCUGUAGAAAUGCUUCUAGAACAAUCUUUGAUCACAUCGUGUUAUUUGUAAAUAGGUAUGUAUGGCUAAGCUCACGACUUCAUCGUAACAAGGAAAACAACAGACCCUUACGGAAUUUUUUCGAGUAUUUUACAACUUUACUCGACACGCAAAAUUAUAAUCUUACGUUUUUAAACCUGAAAAAACAAGCCGUCAAAGUAAAGAAAAAGACAAAAAGGAAAAAAAAAAGGCAACGACAACCAUAGCACUGCAGCGAAAUAUUACUGGGUUAAAUGGAGUUAAUCAAAGCUAAUUUUUUUUUUCAGAAUUCUUCAAUGAGGUUGGACCGAAGAGCUCACCAAAGGUUUUUAAUACGUUUUAUUGUUCAUUUAUAUCUAAAGGUGAUAUUUAAGCUUUUUAUGAAUGGCCAACUUCCAUUCCAACUUUGCUAAUUGAAUUGACUUGUAUCUGUUUUCGGUUCAAUUCAGGGAAAGCAAGAUCAUGACAUAGAACCGAGGACUCGGGUGAACUCAGAUAAAAUUUCUCCGAUAACUCAAGGGGACAACGGGCAUAAUGAGAAGCGAAACAAUGACAUGCCUGAUGAAGUGGUGCGACUUACAACUGAAAACCUCUCGAGGAUAGAGUCAGUGAAGGAUGACGGCAUUUGGCCAGUUUGCAUGGAUUUUGGUGGUCAAGCCAUUUACCGUGCUAUUCAUCCUAUUCUCGCUUCGCGUGAAGCAGUUUAUCUGCUAGUGGUUGAUCCUACCAAAGAUCUUUCUGCUCCAGCCCAAUGUUUGGUGAAAGAGCCUGGUUACGACGAAGUUAAGAUUCCGUCUCCAGACAACAAUGACACAAACCUAGAUCACAUUAUGAGGUGGAUGGACAUGGUGAAUUCCUUCAAACACGAAAAGAACGGCGACGUAUUACCACCUGUCAUUUUGGUUGGAACACGCGCCGACCUUGUAAAAGGAGACCCCGAAAUCGUGACUACGAGUGUAAAGGACAUCAUCUGUGACACAGCAAGAGAAUUUAGUGAACACGUCAUCGGAAAAACAUUUGCAGUGAACAACACUCUUGCAGGUAAGGAACUAGAGGAAGAAGAUCCCCAAGUUUUUGCCUUACGGAAAGAGAUUCUGAAGGUUGCAGGUACCUUGCCACAUACGCAAGAUGAGGUUCCAUUGAGGUGGCUUCAAGUGGAAAAUGAAGUCAGUUAUCUAGCAAGCAGGGGGACAAACUAUGUCACUAGGCAAGACUUCCGAAAGAAUAUCUGUGACGAAAUUUGCAAAUUUGAGGUCGAGGGUGACUAUGAAGUACUUUUACAGUUUUUACACGAUCGUGGUUCAGUGGUUUAUCAUGGUAGGGCUGACGAUCCAGGUAGUCUGGUGUUUUUGAGUCCAAAGUGGUUGAUUGAUGUUUUGUGUCAGAUAAUAACGGUUGAAAAACAGAAAGAAGAGAAAACUGUCAUUUCAAAUCUCCGCAAAGAUCUUGGCAAGUACGGCAUUCUUGAUGCAAAACUGCUUGAUUACUCUUGCACAAAACUGGGCGUUGGCGACAUCAAGGAGUCUUUACUUUUUCUCAUGAAGAAGUUCAACCUUCUUUGUGAAUAUACAGGAAAAGAUGGCAGUUCCGUGUAUCUUGUUCCGUGCAUGCUGACCUCCACACCUGACGAUGAAUUUAUGCCGGACGUUUCUGCUAACCCAGGCCCUGCACCCGUUUAUGUCACAUUCACCACUCAGUACGUCCCAGGCGGUCUUUUUUCAAGAAUGGUUGUCCUUUUCCUCGAAUUUGUACAAAGACGAAUUGCCUGUGAUCAACCAAAGCUCUGGGCUAACUUUGCUCGUUUGUUUGUGGGAGAUCACACUGCAGUCGAUUUUGUUUGCUUCAAGCGUGUGAUCAAAGUACACGUUUGGAAUUACACCGAUCCAAGUAUGAACCCUGUUGUGACCGAGCCUAACGUUUGCUCAGAGGUCUUCAGGUAGGUGCACGUAAGUGAGUCAUUCUAUAAUUGGGUGGUAACUUUUACAUGAAUUAUCAGUUCGUGAAAUCGGAAGUAGUUUUUGAUGUUGUUCAUAACAUGAUACAUGUUAUAGUUACGAUGUUGUUUUAAAGGAGGCUGAAGUUAACCUCAUUUCUCUCAGGUAAACAUUGUGUACAUUACGUACUUUCCGGACCUUAACGUAUCCACGUGAAAGAUUUGUAAGAAAAUGUAUCAACCUCUUUGACAAAAGUCUCUCCCUCUCUUUUAGCUUUUUGAAGACAAGUUUGGAGAGGCUGCACGAGGAGUGUCAUUGGCUGCAAAAAGUAUCAUGGGAUCUCUGCGCUAGAUGCGAUUUGUGUCCACGCCAGUUUAUUCAUGGAACCGGAAAGUGUUAUUGGCAUGCGGAAGUAGAAUGUUCCCACGAUGAUUGUGCGCAUUAUGUUUCCUUGACAAGGAAGCCUUUCGUUUGCACGCGUACACAGGGUCCAAAGUUUUGUCCGCCCAAGACUUGGAGUCAGGUAAAGCCAGUUCAAGUUCAUUGCGAUCAGGUUUUCGUUGUAUUUAACCUGCGAAGGGGAUUCGAAUUAGGUUUGGUCAGACCUUGAUAUGGCACUGAGUGGCCUAAAGACUGGAAAUGAUAACAUUCAAAACGUCGAAGAAAUACGUUCCUUUUGUCUCCUAUUUGACGUUCCAGUUGAUCUCAGGACUCUCAGGACUUUGCUCGGAAGCAUUUUUGUCCCUAUAGUUGCCGGAUUUGCCCUUUGUAUGAUUAUUUGGAGAGUACUAACACUAUGAGUAAUUUAUUUGACUUUAGGUCUUGGACGAUGCCAAUGCUAAAAACCACAGUGGCCAGUCUUUACAAAGCUUUCCUCAGACUAAGGGUAACUAAUUAUAACUAAUUUUACUUGAAACGUGCGCAGAGUUUGAUUAAACUUUUUCUUGGUUGUCCUACGUUUGUCACAAAAACUCAACAUUUUCUGACCAAGAAAAAAAAUUUAUGUUUUCAUUGCCCCUGUCGUCAUUAGGACAAGCCAACGAAGUAAAUUGAUACCUUAUGGCCGACAAUGUUAAAUUGAACGCAACGAAACAAGCUCAUUUUUUCCGAAAAAUAAAAUAAUAUCUGGACUAAAAAAUGAAAUUAUAGCCUUGAGUGUUUUUCAAAACUCGCUAACUCCGUGGGCCACAUAUGUUUGCCUUUACCAGGCUCUCAAUCAGUGGGGAGGAGUGAAAGAGCUGGCGAGCGACAAACAGGUUGCGUUACCCCCACUCUUUUUGGGUGCUUGCUUUCUUUUUCUUCGUUUCCGUUAACCGUGGGACUUGCUAAGUAAUGUUGAAGAAUGAAACAGAAUUGAUGGUUUCUUUGUAUUCCUUAGGGGUCUCUUCUUUAGCGCGAUGCAGUUCUAUUCAUUUCGGAAAGCUAGUACUACCGUACCAGACUGCGCAAUCAAUGGUUCCUGCUAAGAUUGCUCGCACAGGUAACAAAUGUCACUUUUUAAGGUCGCGAUCUUACAGGUUACACAAUGUAAUAUUCAAAUGUCGAGAUCAUCGUAAUUGGUUCAGGCACUUCAGAGACUGAGUUCAAGCCGAAGAUCUCCGAAUCAGUGCCUCCCCUCGAGCACCCCUGCGAUCAGGUCAAAUUUAUUUAAAUGUCCAACCUCGAAUGAAAACCCCCCUAAUAUUUUAAGAAGCCCCUCCCUUCCUACCCCCCCUCCCCCACCUUGCUUAAAGAGUUCUUUUGUCUCCAUAGCUUUGAUUUCUUUCCAUUGUUUUCUCGUUUAACCAAGAUUCAACGCGGUCAAGUUUGAAUCCAAUCAUACACUUUUUAUUUGCAGAUUUCGAUAGACCAGAGACAAACCAAGGAGGGGAGACGUUCAUUCCCGAGGAAGUGUCUCUCGCAGGUAUGUUAAAUAUACUCUUAUCAAAUUCUGGUUUUUUCAUUCUUCUACUGCGCUCUUUUUAUGACAUUUUUUUCAAUACUCGUAGGAAAAAAAUUGAAAGAAGGCACUCUUCGUAGUGAUGAUCACCAGGGACUGUCGAACUCCAUCUCAAAAGACUGGAGGAAGCUUGGACGCCAGCUGGGUAUUCUUGAGGAAAACCUUGAUAAUAUUGAUGAAGGGAGACGUGAUUUGUAUGAGAAGGCUUAUCGAAUGUUACGGUUGUGGAAGGAAAAAAACGCUUCGAAUGCUACGUAUCGUGUUCUGUGCCAAGCAUUGUGCCAAGAGUGUUUAAAUCGAAGAGACUUAGCUGAAAGAUUUUGCUUUCGCUAAGUAUACUAUCCUCGGUAGAGGAAUAACUGAUAGUUAGGAAAUGGACUUCUUUCUCACCAUCGGAAGCUAUGUUUAUAACGUCGUGUAUGUAAUAAAGGGCUUUCAUUGACUUUACCAUGAUAAGCUGAAUUAUACACGCGCUUUGAUUACUUUUAAUCUAUUGAAGGAUUGAUGUAAAGAUGACGUCAUCAUUACAAGGAUAUGUUAUUUUAUUAUUGUACGAUGUAAAUUGAUUCCAUGUUGCCAUGGGUCUGUACAGUAAAAGAUCAAAGAAGACGUCAAUAUGUGGUAAGAACAUCAGUGACAAACUCAGCUACCAUAUCAUGACGUCAUCUGUCAUCUGUAACUUAUCAGACGCACAGCGAGUGAUUAUAAUUAGAAUUAUACGGAUGUUUUUCCAUUUAUUUGUAGCCUCAAAAUUUUCAAUAUCAUUUGCUCAAUAUAAUUUUCGAGCUUGAAAUGUAAAUCAAUGACAUUUAAAAAUAGAUGUUGUUUAUUAUUUAACCCGUGAAAAACUUCAUUGAUAAAUUUAAAUAUUGUAAACAUUGCGCAAUGUAAAUAUACGUAAAAGAGUUUCGAACCAUAUGGAAACAACUCAAUUUUGCUGUGUAGUAAAAUUUGUUAGUUAGCGACAACCAUUGGUUCAACGCAAGUAAAUGUAGUGGUGAAAGGUAUUAGGUAUAAUGCGCGUUGAUUAGUGUUGAAGCGCACGGAAAACUCUACAGUUUUUUCAAUAACAUUUUUAUAUUUACAAC
This is a messenger RNA of Pocillopora meandrina, 13879 nucleotides long. The record is from the annotation of a GenBank genome assembly. Lineage: Eukaryota; Metazoa; Cnidaria; Anthozoa; Scleractinia; Pocilloporidae.